CAGAGAGGGAAGGAUAGAACAUUUUGUCCAGACUGUGAAAUUAUCACCCUGGGUUUUGCCACGUUCCUGUCUCAGCAGGAGGAACUGAAAUUCAGCAUGGGAGCAGCAAAUGAAACAGCAGUAUCCGAGUUCAUCCUAGAGGGUUUCCCAGAGCUUGGUCAAAGGCUGCAGCUGCUUCUCUCUCUGAUCCUUCUGCUCAUGUACCUGACAACAGUGACAGGGAAUGCAACCAUCAUUUUCCUCGUGUGUGUGGAUCACCACCUGCAAACGCCCAUGUUCUUUUUCAUUAGCAACCUGGCCUUCCUGGAAAUCUGCUUUACAUCCUCCACAAGCAUCAAAUUGUUUGCCAUCCUGAGUUCUGAUCAGAAAACCAUCUCCCUGAGCAGCUGCUUUGCCCAAUCCUAUUUCUAUUUUGCCCUGGGUGGCACAGAGUGUAUCCUGGUCCUUGUCAUGUCCUUUGACCGCUGUGUUGCCAUCUGCCAACCCCUGCACUACGCUGCCACCAUGCAGCCUCAGCUCUGCCUCGGCCUGGUUGUUGCUGCCUGGGUCAUCGGCUUCACCCUCCUGAGCUGCCACCCGCUCUUCCUGUCUCAGCUGUCCUUCUGUGGCUCCAACAGGAUCCCCCAUUUUCUUU
Molecule: messenger RNA, 634 nt
Organism: Empidonax traillii (willow flycatcher)
Lineage: Eukaryota; Metazoa; Chordata; Aves; Passeriformes; Tyrannidae
Product: olfactory receptor 6F1-like
Exons: 1
Biological process (GO): G protein-coupled receptor signaling pathway
Cellular component (GO): membrane
Molecular function (GO): G protein-coupled receptor activity
Source: RefSeq, a predicted model, not a curated record